Batrachochytrium dendrobatidis JAM81 is the source of this 1167-nucleotide messenger RNA. RefSeq lists its product as uncharacterized. Gene Ontology annotation, molecular function: metal ion binding. The transcript has 7 exons. Bases 1 to 1167 code for a protein of 388 amino acids. The record is from RefSeq and is a predicted model, not a curated record. NCBI's taxonomy places the organism in Eukaryota, Fungi, Chytridiomycota, Chytridiomycetes, Rhizophydiales.
AUGCAACAACCAUUACAGCAACCAUUGCAACAGCAACAACCAUUACAACAACCACUACAGCAGCAACCACUACAACAGCAACCAUUGCAACAGCCACUUUCAGUUGCAAACUUUGCUCAGACACAGCUCCCUUUGCAGCAGCAGCUACACACUAGAAAAUUAUUGCCAUCAUUGGUCACCAACAGACUUGGUACUAGACAGGGAAGCUCUACUAUGGGUGAUAUGAGUCGCACUGGGAGAGGAUCAAGAACUUUUAUUCCCUCCACUCAUAGUGAAUCAAACCUAUCUUCUGCUUCCAGUUCCGUUACUACCAAUAAUAAUGCUGGAUCAUCGUUUUAUCCCAAUCGAUUGAUGCACAAUCAAACCAAAUUAUGGAAACCCAAUAGUGCAAGUUCAUCCAGCUUACCUAUAGGAUCUUCCUCUAAUGAGGUUAAUGGUCCAUAUGCUGCUGAUUGCAUAUCAUCCAAUUCUUCUCUUGAAUCAUCUCAUCGGUUUGUUACUGGUGCUCCUACUCGGGACCACUGGAAGCCCGAUUCAGAUGCACCUGAAUGUUCUCUUUGCGGACAGCGAUUCUCAUUCCUUAUUCGUAGACAUCAUUGCAGACGAUGUGGCGAUGUUUUAUGCUCAAGCUGUUGUAAUGCGACAGUCCGACUUGAUCAAAAUGCAGCAUUUCAUCCAGCUGGCAUGACAUGCCGUGUAUGCGAGCCAUGUUUUAAAGAGUUUCAAAGUUGUCUGAUACCACUUAAAACAGCGUCAUCGGCAGUAGACAACUCGUAUGAACAAGAAGAUGAAGUAAAUGCGAUACCCAUUAAUCUCAAGGAAAACAUCAAAGCUAACACUACUGUUUGGACUUCUGAGCAGGACCAGAAAUUGCGUGAGGGGUUUGAGCAGCAUGGCCGUCACUGGGUGCAUGUCAAGAAAGUCAUGGGCAAUGCGUUCAAGGUGUCCGAAAUUCGCAGCAGAGCUAUUGCUUUAGGUCUUUUACCAGAAGAACAUCUUCCAGCACAUCAUCUUGCUCAGGUUACCACUGCCGCCAUUGGCUCUGCAAAUGCUGCUACCACGCUCAAAGAAAUGGUUGCUCUGCCUAACAUGUAUUGUAUUCAAAUCGUUAUUCACACUAUCAUUGUAUUUGGUUUAUUCAUGGAAUUGUGUGAAUCUGCUGUCUGA